Molecule: messenger RNA, 1380 nt
Organism: Plasmodium yoelii
Lineage: Eukaryota; Apicomplexa; Aconoidasida; Haemosporida; Plasmodiidae
Product: RNA methyltransferase, putative
Exons: 1
Coding region: 1-1380 (459 amino acids)
Biological process (GO): rRNA base methylation
Molecular function (GO): rRNA (uridine-N3-)-methyltransferase activity
Source: RefSeq, a predicted model, not a curated record
AUGAACUUAAUACUAAUUAGUGCAAACAUAAUUUACAAAAAUGAUGGGGACUAUUUAUUUAAAACCGAUGGAAGACAAACAAGCCAUUUAAAAAAUAUUUUAAAAGUUAAAUUAAAUCAAAUAAUUAAAGUUGGAGUAAUUAAUAAAGGUAAAGGGGAAGGAAUUAUUUUAGAAGAAAAUCCAAAAUUUUAUAUAAUAAAAUUAUUAACUCCUAUACAUUUAGAAAAAUCUCAAAAUAACUUUUUACCUAUUGACGUUGUUUUAUGUAUACCUCGACCAAAAGUUUUAAAUAAAGCACUUCAACAAUUAUCUUCUGUAGGUGUUAAAAAAAUUAUUAUUGUAUUUUCAGAAUAUUCAAAUAAAUGUUAUGAAUCCAGUAAAAUGUUAAAAAAUGAUGAAAUAAAGUUUGCACUUCAAUUGGGAUUAGAACAAGCUAUGUGCACAAGUUUUCCAAAAGUUUAUGUGCAUUAUACAUUUAGUUCUUUUUUUAUGAACAUUCAGAAUUAUUGUGAUGAAAAUACAAUAAAAGUGUGUGCACACACAGAUAUAAAAAAAAAAAAUGAACAUCCUCUUGAAUAUUCUAUUUUAAACAAAGAAAAAGGAAAAAUACUUUUAAUGUUAGGUUGUGAACGAGGAUUUUCAGAUUUAGAAAUUUAUUUGUUACAAAAAUUAAAUUUUAAUUUUUUAAAUUUAUCAGAAAGAAUAUUAAAAUGUGAAACAGCUUUGUUAAUAAUAAUUGGAAAGUUACUUUUAUUAACAGAAAAUGUGUCGCUACGUCCAAAUGGAAAAAAAAUGAUUAGGUGCUCACAUAAAAAAGAAAAUUAUAAUAUUACUAAUGUUAAUGAAACUGACUUGAGUAUUGAUUCGAAUGAAUCCACAAAACAGGAAAAACAAAUAAAUACCAAUUUUACUUUGCAAAAUAAAGCAGAACUAAUUAAAAAAAUAAAAAAUAUAUUAACUGAUCCAGAUAUUCCUGAACAGUUAAUAAUUUCUAUGACUGAUUUUAUUCGCAAUCAAGAAAAUGGUGAGUAUGUUAAUAAAAAUGGUGAGUACGUUAAUAAAAAUGGUGAGUAUGUUAAUAAAAAUGGUGAGUAUGUUAAUGAAAAUGGUGAGUAUGUUAAUAAAAAUAGCGACAGUGAAAAAAACAAUAUGCAUGAACAGAAUGAGCAUAUGAUUAAUAGUAUUUUAAGGAUUAUAAAAUCGUUUAAUAGCGAAGAGGAAAAUAAUUUCCAAUGCGCUUACUUAAGUUUGUUACUUAAAAAAAUAAAAUAUAAAAAUCAACUUGAUACAUCAUAUAACGAUAUAAAAAAUAAUGUAGAUGAAGAUGGCGUAUUUAUAUAUAGGACUCAAAGAUAUAUGUCAAAAAAAAAAAAUUCUUAG